AUAUUUAAACUAAACUAACCUCAUUUUAAAACUUCAGACGUCUUUACUCUUUAUUUAUCAAAAGAUUUCCUCAUUGUAAGGAAAACAUUAAUUAGGAAGAAGUCUAACAUAAAGAUGGAAAUAACGUGAAAGAGAAUGUCAAUAGUUUGCACUUCCGGUUUGGGAUGGCUCAUAUCCCAUUUCGACUAUAUUUCAAUGGUUUACCAAUAUAUUCCUAUGGGUAAAGGAAUCAAAUUCAAGAAAGAAUUAUUUCAAAUAAAUGUUCCAUACAUACGAAAGAACGGCAAAAGAAAAGGUAUAGAUAGUAGCGAGUGGAAAAAACCGGUUAUAAAUGACGAAGAAGUACUAUGGAUUAAGAAUGUUUACGAUAAUUUAUUUGAUGAAUUCAAAUUUCAUUUCAGUCCUGAUUCUGAUAAGGUAAAUAAUAAUACUUGUGCUUUGGAAAUGAGUGCCAAAAUAUAUGAGCAAACAAACAACCUAGCAGUAAUAAAUGCGGAAGGUGCAAAUGUGGGGCCCAAUAUAUACAGAGAAGUUUGUGACAGUAUCUAUAUAUUUCCUCAAAACUGUGAAUUUUUCUGCAGAAAUACCAAAGAUUUGUCCAAAUAUAUACCUGCCAAAAAGUUUGAUUUAAUCCUACUUGACCCACCUUGGUGGAAUAAAUACAUACGGAGAAAAAGAAAGAGAAGUAACCAUGCAUAUGAAAUGAUGUAUAAUGAUGACUUAAAAGAUUUAAAGCUAGAAAAUUUAUUACAUGAAGAUAGUUUGGUAGUUGUCUGGUGUACAAAUUCUCCUCAACAUAUAAAUGCCUUGAAAGACGAGAUAUUCCCCAAAUGGGGGAUUGAAUUCAUCUCUAAAUGGUAUUGGUUGAAAGUUACGAAAACUGGAGAACCAAUCUGUAAUUUUUCUGAGCCUCCUUGCAAACAACCUUUUGAACAGAUCAUAUUUGGUAGUAAAAAGAACCGAAGAAUCGAAAGUCCCCCAAAUGGAAAAUUGGUAUUGAGCAUUCCUAGUGCGUUGCAUUCUCACAAACCGCCAUUGGUGGAAUUACUGAAAUUAUAUAUGCCAAAAACACCCCAGUGUUUGGAGAUAUUUGCUAGAUACUUACUUCCAGGUUGGAGUAGUUAUGGAAAUGAAGUUUUAAAAUUUCAACACGAAAGUCUGUACGAAGAAGGGGAAGACUGAAACAGUACAUAACCAAAUGAACUUAAAGAAAUUUAGUUAACUGCAACCAAUGUGAUAUUUUUAGCUUUUAUUUAUUGUAAAUGUGAAUAAAUAUAAGAAUAUUAGAAGU
This is a messenger RNA of Harmonia axyridis, 1291 nucleotides long. It is a transcript of the gene Mettl4, whose product is annotated as N(6)-adenine-specific methyltransferase METTL4. Gene Ontology annotation, molecular function: methyltransferase activity; nucleic acid binding. NCBI's taxonomy places the organism in Eukaryota, Metazoa, Arthropoda, Insecta, Coleoptera, Coccinellidae. The transcript has a single exon. Bases 136 to 1182 code for a protein of 348 amino acids. The record is from RefSeq and is a predicted model, not a curated record. Gene Ontology annotation, cellular component: nucleus; RNA N6-methyladenosine methyltransferase complex.